Diabrotica balteata is the source of this 422-nucleotide messenger RNA. The record is from the annotation of a GenBank genome assembly. Lineage: Eukaryota; Metazoa; Arthropoda; Insecta; Coleoptera; Chrysomelidae.
AUGCUAGCUGAUUGUGUAAUUAAAUUAUCAAAUCUUUGCUGGGGAUUAACACCAAACAAAAUACGGAAAGUUGCAUAUGAAUAUACUGUAUGAAACAAUACAAGAAAUAAGUUCAGUCCCAAUAAAGAAACACGUGGAAAAGAAUGGCUAUAUGGUUUCCUAACAUCACACCCCCAAUUGUACUUAAGAAAGCCAGACGCGACUAGUAAGAAUAGAGUAUAGCUUUUAAUAAAGCAGAUAUAAAUGUGCUUUAUGACAACGUGACAAUAUUAAUGGAAAAAUAUAAUUUUCACCCGAACCGCAUAUACAAUGUGGACGAGAUUGGGAUAACAACUGUGCAUAAACCAUCUCGUGUUCUUGCACCAAAGGGAAGAAAGCAAAUUGGGUCAAUUAGUGGCGAGCGAGGUCAAACACUACUGUAG